Drosophila busckii is the source of this 3153-nucleotide messenger RNA. It is a transcript of the gene Rilpl, whose product is annotated as RILP-like protein homolog. The coding region runs from base 420 to 1835 and encodes 471 amino acids. The transcript is spliced from 5 exons. Lineage: Eukaryota; Metazoa; Arthropoda; Insecta; Diptera; Drosophilidae. The record is from RefSeq and is a predicted model, not a curated record.
AUGUAUGUGUACGGCUGUGUUUUGCAAAUUUUUGUGCUUGUUACUCAUCCAGCGAGUAUGCAGUCAUCGUAAUUAUUGCAGCAACACUAAUAAUAAAUAAACCAAAAACUACAGUUAUAGGUCGCAAGUUCGUGCUCGGCUGCAUUUGCGGAUUUUAUGUAUUUUACAUACAUGUAUUUACUUAUGCAUGCAAUAUUGUUGUGGGCGAGCGCAUAAAGUGAAUGCCAAUUCUGUACACUAACAACAACAACAACAACAGUAGCAGCAGCAGCAGUAGCAGUUAAAUCUUAUAAAGUGUGUACCAGUGUGUGUGUGUGUGUGUGGGCAGUAAGUGAAGCCCCAGUGCUCUCCAUUUACAUACGUACGUAUUAACGUACAUAUUGUAUAUCAUAAACGACGCCAGCUGUUGACUUCCGUCGAUGCCCGGCUUUCAUCUCAAUGAAAUGGGUGAAAUGGUAUUGGACGCCAUCGAUGAAAUUGGCGUGGUCGAUGUCUACGAUCUGGCAUCGGAUAUUGGCAAGGAAUAUGAGCGCGUUAUGGAUCGCUUUGGCACGGAUGCCGUCAGCGGCUUGAUGCCCAAGAUAAUCAAUACGCUGGAACUGCUCGAAGCGCUGGCGACAAAGAACGAACGUGAAAAUACAACCAUACAGGAGCUGAAGGAGAAAAUAGCACAGCUGGAGAGCGAGAAGCUGGAGAAGGCAGAGUUCCGGCGACGCUUUGAGAAAGAGUUGGAGCUGAUUGAGGAGCAAUGGCGCACCGAGACCAACGAGCUGGUUGACCUGGUGUCCUCGCUGCAGGAUGAAAACAAGCGGCUGGUAAAGCAAACGCAAGACUUGCAAUCCUCAUCGGCGCAGAGCUCUGGCCUGGGCGCCAGCCUCACCGAGAGCAUCAUCAGCAUGACCAACAAUGAGCUGCAUAGCGCACUAUCCGACACGCAAGUGCUGCAGCGGCUCAAGGAGCAAAUCUACAAGCAACGCGAUGAGCUAAAGCAACGCGAGCGUGAGCUGCAGGACAAGUACAGCGAGCUGGAGCAUGUCAAUAUACAAGCGGAGCGCUUGAAGGCAUCGGAGCGUGAUACGCGGCGCCGGCACAAGCUGAUGCAGGCGCAGGUAAAGACUUUAUGCGAGGAGCGCGCUGAUUUCUUAGCGCAGCUGCAGGAUCAGUGCCGCGAGAUUAAUCAGCUGCGCAAGCGUUUGGGCUUGGCCGAAAAGGAGAACGAGGAUCUAGUGCAGUCCUAUGACGAUGAUCUAAACGAUCCCAAUCGACCGCGUUAUACGACGCGCGAGCUCAAGGAGCUUAUAAGCGAACGCGAUGACUUGCUGACCACCAUUGACAGUCUCAACGAGCAGCUGGCCGAGCUGAAGCCAAGCAAGCGCACGCGUCAAGUGUCCAGCUCCGAUGACAGUGAUGAUGAUGACAACGAGGCCGACGAUGGCGUCGAAGCGGAUGUAGAUGAUGCACAUGUGGCUGGCGAAACGCCACCUGGACAUGAUGCGCCAGUGCAGGGGCCAUUGCCCUAUGAGCCAGACGAUGCACCCUGGAAGAAGAGCUCCGAGUCGGGCAUACGCAAGUUCUUCCGCAAGCUCUUCUCUGAUCCAACGGAUGGCAGCAAUACAUUCCCAAAACGUUCCUUGGCCACGCUCUCGAAGAUGGCGCUAUCGGCCACACCCGGCAGCGGCAACGAGCCGAAUAGUCCCUGUCUGUCUAUUGCUAUGUUUUAUAUGCUCGCUAAGUAUUUACCAUUUUCUUUUAUGCUGUACAUAAUUUACAUAAUCGAUUGCUGUGCUAUCAUAAUCUUAAGUUGUUAUAUCCUAUUUUACUUGAUUGUUAAAUAACUCUAUAUUAUUUAUAAGACAACAAACACUCAUAUACUGACAAAUACUACUACUACUUACUAAACUAAACUAAUCCAUUGACCAAAAUCGAAGUAAAAAUAUGUUCUAGGCCUGACUAGCGGGCGGUAAUGCAAACGGUAAACAUUUAUUAGCUACUUGGCUAACUAUAGAUUUAUAUUAACUAGUCUAACACACAUACCCUAUACAUAUGCAAUAUGAUUCACAUGAAUGUGAAUCUAGUAAAUUGAAAAGACAUGUUGUGAGUUUCUGAAUGAAUUUAGGCAUCAAUUAAAUUAAAAAUAAUAUCAAAGCGCGAUUUUAACACAAAGUUCUGGCAAACGUGAUUUCGGUAUCAGUAUUUGUAAUCAACAAUAUGUAUAAAUUAACAAAUUUGAAAAGUAUUGUAGCUCUAGCUCUAUCUCUAUCUUAACUAUAGUUUCGCGCUCUCUCGCUUUCGCUCUGUUGCUGUCUCUUUCCUACUAACAUAAGCAAAUUGUAGCUUUUUUUGGAUAGCAGUUGCCCCAGUUGCGGCCUUAUAUUAAAAUAUAUAAUAACAACAACAAAACACACACACUCAAGCCAAAUAAAUUAGUAAUUACUAAAUAACAAAUUAAUCUUUAGCCAACGUUAAAUUGUAGCGCAUUGUUUGUUGACAAUUGUUUAAUAGUAAUUAUAUAUGAAAAUUAGCCAACGCAUUUUUAACCAACAAUUUUUGCAAACAAAUACGACUUAGCGUUGUUGUUAACAAUUCUCAAUUGAUACCGUUAUAUACAUACAUACUUAGCUUAAUCAAACAGUUUAACAUUAGAUAAAAGAGCAAAGACAACAAAUCCUUAAUAAUAGUGAACUAUUGAUGAGCCACUAACCAAAACCACAAUGUACAAUGCCACAAACUGAUAAAAAACAAAAAAAAACGAAAACAAUUUUAACUAUUAAAUUUAAUUUUAAUUAUCCGCUUCAUAUGGCUGCCAAAUCGCUGCAAAGCUUUGCGCUCUAUUUCUAUCAAAAUUUUCAGCUACAUUUUCAUAUCUUUAUGCCAUUUUCCAUAUCAACAUAUCAGUUUUGAUUGUGAUCUGUAAGUUUUAAAUUUGGCUGGCAGUGCAACAAAAUGCGCUUUUAUAAAAAUAUAUAUAUGGUUUGGAAAAGCUUCUAUAUUGCUGGCUAAAACCAUUUAAAUUCUGAUUUUGAUGUUUUGUUUUUUAAAUUGCAAGCAACGAGAAAUGUGCCAAAGACUAAAAACGAAUUCAGCGGUUGCCAUUGAUCCCAGAUCUAAACAAAUACACAUACCAUACACAAUUACAUAAUAAUAAACUAAUAC